AUAAUAGUUGCAAGAAAAAUAUAAUUACAUACUUUGAAACGAAAUGUAGCACUUUUGCAAAAUUAGUAAUUUGAGAUAAAUUUUUGCUGUAUUACCAUUCGAUUGCACAUCUUCACAAAUGUAUAUGUACAUAAUGGUAAAUACAAGAAGGGAUUCAUUCAGUCGUAUUCAGAAUUUAUUAAACAAUCAAACAUACGUAUAAUAUUGCACUUAUCAAAAUGUCGCAACCUAAAGCGAUCGUCUAGUCAGGAUAGGUAUACCGUUCAUGUUAGCAUGACUGAAGAUAGAAAGAGAACAACAGACGGAAUAAAGGGGCAAGAAUAGAAUUGGGUUUGGCAAGCGUGGUGAUUUUACACCUACCUUUUAACCGAACCGUGGCUGUAUUGUAUUGUAUUCAUUUUAACGAUACGUAUCAUGCUUGGCCCAACUGGUUUCCCUAAGAAGAGUGUAUUUCUAUUCUACAUACUGUUGCAACACUUCAUCAUUGCUGUGAAACAUUUAUCUAACAGCAUCCUUUACCGAAGCUAGUUCCCAACAGAUUACAAAUAUCAGAAAUAUGAGAUUACAGACAGUCGUGAUACGCGUGUCGUAAAAUUAGAACGUACUACGGUCUGUUAAAUAUUUCUCAGUUUUCAACAACCAUGUAUCUCUUUUGAGAAGUAAUAGACUUUUUUUAAGAAUGACUUAAAUAGAUCACCAUCACUAUCGAAGCGCGAUGCUGAAUAUCAUAUUAUUAUGUUGGAUAUGUUGGCUGUUUUGGGCGGGUCUUCCAACACUCACGGCCUAUCCUGUAUCAUCCUCUGUGCGAACGGAUCUGCCAUACUCCUAUGCUUCAUCAAAAUGGGAACGAUAUUGGAUACAAUAUAUCCUUGGCCUUUUGAGUGUUACUGCUACAGCAUUUACUUUGGUUGGUUGCCUUUGUUGUCGAAGACCUAGAAGACCCAAGGGAUUUCAGGACAAAGCAGGAGAGUGCAAUCAGGAAUUCAAAGAUGGAAACAACAUUGGUCAAGAAUCAGUAUUUGAACAUUCUUUCGAAGGUUUGGAAUUGAAUGUUCCACAUAUGUUAGCUAUUUCAGAGAGAGUACAAUUUGAACCUUUGCCUGUAGAGCAUAUUAUAUCUGGACCUAGAAAUGUUUCAAAACCUAAACCAUUACCUUUAUCAACGUCUUUUUUUGAAGAACAUGAUUCUGAUUCUAAUACUCUCCCGGAACAUUGUCAUGAGUGGUUUGAUGCACAAGACUUAUGCAUACCUAGAGAGAAAUUAAAGUAUUUAAGAGAAAUUGGUCAUGGUUGGUUUGGAAAAGUUGUUGAAGGUCGUGCAGACUUAGAAGGUCACAAAAGGACUUCUAAAAAUGGUGGUGUUGUUGUGAGAAUUCUUACAGAAGAAGCUACUAUGAAGGAAAAGGCUUGGUUUCUUGGAGAGGCAACUCCAUAUUUAAAACUACAUCAUCAAAAUAUCUUGGCUUUACUGGGUUUUUGUUUGGAAACUGAUCCAUAUCUGUUAUUAUUUGAAUCAUGUCCAGCAGGUGAUCUUAAAGGUUUUUUAUUAUCAAAUCAUGAUAAAAAAUCUCAAGAAGCGCUUAAUAAAGAAAACAUCCCAAUUCGAAUGGCACUGGAUAUUGCUGCUGGCUUAAAACAUAUGCAUAGUCAUGGAUUUGUACAUACAGAUUUAUCUGCUAGAAAUUGUUUAGUGGCAUCAGAUUUGUCAGCAAAAUUGGGAGAUUAUGGGACUGGUGUAGAGAAAUAUCCUGAAGAUUAUUAUGUAGUUGGAGACCGUGCAUUGCCUAUUAGGUGGUCAGCACCAGAAAGUGUAGAGUGUACUGAUACUACUAUUGAAACAAGAGAAAUUACAUCUCAAGCAAAUAUGUGGAGUUACGCUAUUUUUCUUUGGGAAAUUAUUACAUGGGGAAACAGACCAUACCAUGAUAAGAGUGAUGAACAAGUAAUUCAAAUGCUUUUACCUUUAAGAACUGAUCUUUUAUUAAAUGCUAUACAAGUGUUGCAAACAUACCUAGAAAAUUGUCCGUCAAACAUAUAUCAAGCAAUUCAUUUAUGUUUGAAUUUAAAUUCACAGAAAAGACCAAAUUUGGACGAGAUUAAGCAACUCCUUUUGAAUGAAUAUACUGAGUACUUGGAUUUUGAACAAAGGUGGGAGAAUUUACGAGUUAAUGCUAAACAUGUUCGAAGUGCUAGUUUACAAGAUCUUCGAGGAAGUAUUGAUUCAGAUUAUUGGACCACUAUUGUUGAUGAUACGCCACGACAGUCGUCAUUUCGACUCGGACCCAAUGAACUAGUAAAAAAUGUACCAAAUGUUAAAAAUAUUAUUCAUCAUGAAUCUAGUUCCGAAACUGAAGAAGAAAGUUGGAAAGGACGAAUUGAACAAGGAGUUUAUACAGAGAAAGUCAAACAAAAAUCCAAAUCUGUUACUGAUUUAAUGGUACUUGUACAUAUCGAUUUUGAUUCUGAUGCAGAAUUAUCGAUGGGUGCUCAAAUGUCGGAAAAAUAUGGGAAAAAGAAAUUGCCCGCUACCGGCAGUGAUAGUGAUCUUAGACACAGCCUCCAUACAGAUGAAUUUGAUGAAACAUUAAGAAAAUUACGCGAUCCUUUGCCAAAUAAUACUUGUAAUAAAAUCAAAAUGCUAGAUAUUUCAGAAAAGCCAAAAUUAUUGACAUUAACCAUGGAUCAAGCUCAAACUCCGAUUUUGAGAUUAUCUUUAAAUGAUAAAGAAUCUGAUAUUAGACCUAUUGCAAAUGCAACUACAGAAAUACGUAAUGAAAAACAUGUAUUAAGACUCUUAUCAAAAGGAGAUCCUAAUCUUCCUCUUUUACGUUAUGUACCUGAUGACACAUCAUGUGAAAUGCUAAAAGAAAACAACAAAUUCCAAUCUAAUGAUACAUUUAAUUAUGAAAACAGCAAUAAUAUUUGUUUUCCUAAUAACAUGUCAGUUACUUUUGGAACUAAUGAAAGCAAUGUAGUUGAUGUUGCACUUUGGAAUCAUGUAUUAGAUUCUGCUUUAGAAAAAAAGGUACCUGGUUUCUUGGAUGAAGGUGAGUUUAAUGAAUAUAUAGAAUCUUCAUCUAAACAAGAGAAUACCCCAUCAAAAUUAACUGUAACUACUGAAUCUAUGUCAGAUACUUUGCAAACUCAGAAACACUCUACAUAUAAUGCAAGUGAUAAAUUUUCUAAUGAAGAAGAUACAGAUAUAAACAGAAGAUGUGUACCAAAUGAAGAUGAAGAAGAAAGAAAGCAAUUAUCCACACCUGAUGAUGAACAAAGUUCUGAUUCUGGAUUUAGAGAUAAAGAAUCCUGUGAAGAAGAAGAAAAUGUUUAUGCUUUAAUUCCUUCCACCUCUACUGAUAAUUCUACAGUGAAUAUACCAGCAUGUACUGAAGAAGAACAGUUACAAAUUUUAUUCGAACUGGAUACUAUUCUUGAUGCAGAAUACUAUGCAACACUUCCUAGUUCUGAAAAAAUAGUAGAAAAUUUAACUUCAAUUAAUCAUACAGAAAAUAAAAUUCUUUGUAUGAAUGAAGACGAAUCUGAUUCUAUUCAUACUAUAGACACUAUAGUUGAAAUAGAGAAUAAUGAAAAUACUCCUAAUAUUAAUUUAGUAGAAGAUGAUAUUAUUAAAUCAGUAUCAGAAAAUAAACAAGAAAUACAAACAAUAAAUGUUACUGAAACUAUGGAACUAAAAAAUUCAAGUGAUAUCAAUUCUCUUUCUCAAGAAAUAGAUUUACAACAACAUAAUAUAGAAAUAAAUGUCAAACAUUUCAAAGAACAAGAUGGAUUAAAAUAUUUACAAAAUAAAGAUGAAAAUGAAAUUGAAAAUAAAAAUGAAAAUGAUAUUAUUAUUAAUAAAAGAGAAUUUGAAAUAAAUGAAAAUAAAAAUAAAUGUGAAAAUAAUAUUGAAAAAAGUGAAGAAAAUGAAAAUGUAAGUGUAAAUAAAAAUAAAGUUGAAGAUAAAAAUGAUGAAGAAAAUGAAGGUAGAAGCGGCAAACAUCAUAUUGAAAAUAGUAAUGAAAGUGAAAAUGAAAAAGAAAUAGAAAAAAAGAGUGAAAACGACAUUGAAGAUGAAGAUAGUUCUACAAUGAGUUUACGUAGUGAUAAUUCUUAUGUAUCAUUUGACAUAGAAGAAGAGUUUGUAACUGCAAUUCGAAAUGAGCUUAGAGAGAAAUUGCCUUGUGCGCAGAUGUCUGUUGUAGAACCAUUAGAAGCUCAUGAUGAUGAUAAUCCUUCUAUAUCUAGUGAUAUAGAUUGUAAACAUUGGGAUGAUGAUGAUAGCGAAGAUUCUUCUAAUCAAGGUAGUGGAGGAGUGGGUAUCUCAAUAAGGUAUAAUGUGUAUGAUUCUCCACUCAGUCCAAUCCAAGAAGAACGAGAAAGUACUCUGACUUCAGAGUCUUUAAUAUCAAAUUCUAUAGAUACAUCAAUUGCUUCAAAAGAAUCUAUUGCUUCAGAUGACGUCUUAUUAGUUGAUACUCGAACAAAUAAAAUGAUUUUGUUAGAAGGAUUAGGAGAAAAACUGCAAGAUGAUGAACGAGAUACAACUAAUGGAGAUUUAUCUGAAGAAGAAAAUUUGGAUUAUAAUUGUUCGGUAGUUCGUUCUUGUGAUGAUAAAUCGCAUAUUAUGGUUGCGAGUGGUGGAGCACCUUUACCAAGUCCAGAAGAAGAAACUAAAUGGCAACAAUUACCUCCAUCAUUUCCGUUACCAUUGCCUCUACCAUUAGAAGAUGAUUUAAUGUCAACAAGUUUUGGAACAGAGCAUGAAUGGGGUAGUCAGGAUGAAGAUGAUGAAGAAGAAGAGGAAGAAGAUGAAGAAGAAGAGGAUGAAAACAAUAGCUCUAGUUCUGGAGAAUUUGUCUGGAAAAGAUAUAAUGAAUCCCAUGUUGAGCAAGUUCAAAUUCGAAGUGUAAGUAAUAAUGAAGAAGCAAUAAUACAUGCUGAUGUAGAGGAUGAAAUGGAUGUAGAGGAAGAAGGGGAGGAUGAAGAAGAAGAGGAGGAAGAAGAAUUUACACCAUCAGCUUGGAAUGCAACAUUAGAGCCUCAUCGUUCUGCAUUAAGAUCUCCAGAUAAAACAUUAAAAUCUAAUGAUGAAUCGGAUCAAAAAAAGAGUGUAUGGUUUAAGAAACAACGCUAUCACUGUGUAUAUGAAUAUCCAAAGGAAACAAUGGCUAUAGAAACUCAAGGAGAAUCAACUACUACGUGGGAGCCAACUUCAUAUAGUGAUUGGGAGGAAAUGAUAGAUGAACCACGAUUAGAUCUAUAUUCUCUUGAUUAUGAUGAUACCAAUCAUACUGGAAGUGAAGAAUUUUUUGUGAGCAGUUCAAAUCGUCCGUUUCAAUUUCAAACUAGCGAAAGUAAAUAUGUAAGUCAAUUCUUUCCUGGUGCAUCUACAUCAAUGACUGAAGAACGAGAUGAAAUAGAUGGUGAUCAACAAGGAAUACCACAAAACGGAAUAGACUUGUUAAGUGAUUGUAGUCAGAGUCAACAAUAUCAAUUAGGAGAGCUGAGGCAUACUAGAGAUCGCUUAAAAUUGAAUUUAUCUAUAACUGACGCAUCUUUUGUUUCUAUUAAACAAACGAAAGAGGAUAAUGUAGAGCAUGAUACAGAAAACGUGUCAGAAUUUUCAGAAAAUAUAGACUUUACGCAGGACCAACAUAUUCUAUCAAACUCCUCGAAUUACAAUAUGUUACCAACGGUGCCUCCCAAAGACAUUCAAGAAAAAAAAAGUCUUGAUCCGACUUCUUCAAAAAGUGCCCAAUGUGAUAGUCAACAAAAGAUUGAACCUGUCGACAAGUGUAGUGUUUUGACGCAGAACUAAUAUGUUUCAACGAUAGUAAAAUGUUAAAAAAAAUAAUUUAGCUGAAGUCCGUCCGAAAUAAUUUCGUUGCAAAAAUAUAGUGACUACUCAGAGUUCACUAUUAAUUGAAUCUCGAAUUAUUGUACAUAAGAUGUAGCAAAUUUUUAUUAUGGCUGAGAUUCAAUCGAUUGUCUAUAGUAUUAUAUUAAAUUUUGGUUUGUAUAGAAACAGUAAUAUAAAUAGAGCUUAAUGUUUAUAUAAUUUUUGAUACGAUUAGCUUCUCGACGACAAAGAAACGAAAAUGUUAAUUAAAUAGCAGACAAUCGAUUUUUAAAAGCUACAUCAAAACUAUUGAAUAAUUUCGUUUCGUAUCUGUAAAUAUUUAUUAAACGUCGUUCAGUAAAUAAUCGUUAUCAGAGAAGUAGAAAUUAAGUUAAUGUUAUUACUUUCAUUGAUGAUAUAUGAUAAUUAUUCAUACUGAUUUUUAAUUGUUGUUAUUUUUAAAUAUGGUAUCUUCUUUGGUAUUAAAAUCAUAUUAGUAGAAAAAACAGCUCUCUACUCAAAGUAUUAUAGUGUCAAUCAAGGGACGGUACUAUGAUCAAGUCUCAAUAUUUAGCUAAACGUGUAUAGCGAUUGAUGCACGAAUAAGUUUUUAUAAAUGUGUAUUGUAUCGUUACUUUUACUAGAACUGUGAUGGGCACAAUUUGUGUACUUUUAUUUCAGUUAAUUUGAUGACUCAAAUUAGUAAAACUGCAGAUAAAGUAGCACAGGAAACAGGCUGCCGUACUUUUUCGCAUACUAUUUUCAAUAUUUUUAAAUAUUUUUGAGCACUUCUUGUAGCCUUUUUAACAAUUUUUAAUAUUUAGAUAAUUUUUUACAGAAGAAUAAUAUUAGAUGAAAUAUAAGUGCACAAAAAAGAAAGUUAUUAACUAUUAAAUUCACAAUACGCAAGUUUAUUUGAGUAUGAAAAUGAACAACAAAAAUAUGUUAAUAAUUGUUAAUUAUUGAUAUUGUACGAUUUUUGCGAAAAUAUCUUCCAAAGUUUUCAUAUUGCUACAACAAAACAUAACGGCAAAAUAGAUUAGAUUAAUAAAAAAUAUUUAAAAAUACAAAUAAUAUCAACAUACUCGAUACAUGCACCAAUAUAUAAUUUCAUUAACAUAUGUGAAAUCGAAAAUGUAUAUGUUAUAACUAUUAAUGGCACUGCGAUUAUUAUGCAGUUUUACUACCAUUACAAUUAUUAUUAUCAUUAUUGAUAAUGCUAACUCUGUGCUCAUUAUAAUACAUAGGAUAUUAAUAGAGAACAAUUAAUAUAUUGUUAUACAAAGCAGACAUUGGUUUAAGCAGA
Messenger RNA from Frieseomelitta varia, 7145 nucleotides. Its product is annotated as rho-associated protein kinase 1-like. Gene Ontology annotation, biological process: protein phosphorylation. The transcript is spliced from 10 exons. The record is from RefSeq and is a predicted model, not a curated record. Gene Ontology annotation, molecular function: protein kinase activity; ATP binding. Lineage: Eukaryota; Metazoa; Arthropoda; Insecta; Hymenoptera; Apidae. Bases 716 to 5818 code for a protein of 1700 amino acids.